UUUAGUGGAAUUGAUGGUUGCCGGGAAAUCGAUGAUCCAUACUGCUACCCCGGUCCGGAACUGACGGAUAUUGAGCGUCUUGGCUAGGCUAGAUGCAUUGCAGAUAGACGGAGAGGAAAACAAGCAUCAUACGCAGCUAAAGCUCAUCGACAUCUAGUUUAUAGAUAAAAACACACCUUUCUCGACCACACCACCACUGCAACCAUGAGCUCUCCAAACAAACCGUUAUCGAUAGGUGUUUGAUCAGCUAUAGGAGGGUCCGGGCGUUGGUAGAGUGACAUAACCUUAUCAGUCUGCACUCAGGUUGUACUCCUAGAGGGUUCAGUCCCAUCUGGCUCAGCAGUAAAUCAAAAGAUAAUCACGGCAAACCGCAAGUGCAUCCGUGAGCCUUAGAGGCUACCAACGACUGCCACCCCGUCCCUCAACGGUCGCCAAACGAAGCGGGACCAAGUGUGGGACUUCGGUCAACCCGACCGGUCUCCGAUUGCGCGCGCAAUGUCGGAAGGAUUCGCCGCUGGUUUGCAGCAGGACGACCUUCUUCAGCAGCAACAGCAGCAGCAGCAGGGCGGCGAGUGGUCCUCGUACACCAUCAUGGACUCGUCCCGGGUGUCCACGUGUCUCAUCUCGAUGCUCCUGAUCGUGUACGGUAGCUUCCGGAGUCUCAACAUGGAACAGGAACAGCGCGAGAAGGAGAAAAAGCGCCAAAGCGAAAGCAUGAACAACCUGAUCACCGGCGAACCGGUACAGCAGGAGCAAAAUAAAUUCGCAACGUUGGACACGAUGCACGCGCUCUGCCUUCCAUUGGGAGCCUCCAUAUCAUUGCUGGUGAUGUUCUUCUUCUUCGAUUCCAUGCAAAUGCUUUUCGCCGUCUGUACAGCAAUCAUUGCCACCGUAGCGUUGGCGUUCCUCCUGCUCCCCAUGUGUCAGUACAUCAUUCGGCCCUGCUCGGACGGUAAUCGGAUAUCGUUCGGCGUGUGUGGUCGUUUCACGGCCGCCGAGCUGUUCAGCUUUUCGUUGGCCGUCUCGAUCGUUUGCAUUUGGGUCCUGACCGGCCACUGGCUGCUGAUGGACGCCAUGGGGAUGGGACUGUGUGUUGCAUUUAUAGCAUUCGUACGCUUACCAAGUCUGAAGGUGUCCACCCUGUUACUCACCGGCCUGCUCAUCUACGACGUGUUCUGGGUGUUCUUCUCGUCGUACAUCUUCAGCACCAACGUCAUGGUGAAGGUGGCCACCCGACCGGCAGACAAUCCCGUGGGAAUAGUCGCCCGCAAGCUGAACCUCGGCGGCAUCGUGAAGGAACCUCCGAAGCUGAAUCUACCGGGGAAGCUGGUUUUUCCCAGCAUUCACAACAGCGGUCACUUCUCGAUGCUCGGCCUGGGCGAUAUCGUUAUGCCGGGGCUGCUGCUGUGCUUCGUGCUCCGUUACGAUGCGUACAAGAAGUCCCAGUGUACGCAGACGGCGGAAGCCGGCGUUCCGCCUCCGAGGGGAGUCGGUUCGAAGCUUACUUAUUUCCAUUGUUCCUUAUUAGGUUACUUUCUCGGUUUAUUAACCGCCACCGUUAGCUCGGAAGUAUUCAAGGCAGCACAGCCCGCUUUGCUGUAUCUAGUUCCGUUCACAUUGCUACCUCUGCUGACGAUGGCGUAUUUGAAGGGUGAUUUGAGGCGGAUGUGGAGCGAACCGUUCAUCAUACAGCAAGCAUCCAAGCAGUUAGAAGUUUAAGCUGUAGUUAUCAUUUACAUUUCCUGAUUGGAUACAACAAAAACACACACAUAGAGAGAUACAUACAAUAGUAUUAAGGCCACGUUGAGUAGAAAAAGAAAACUGAAAGGAGAAAAAGCAUUACAAAACCUAGAGACAAGCAAGACAAGGAUUUUAGCAGUUAAGUAUACAUAUAAGAGCAGCAUAAGAAAAAACAACACAUUUUUCUGAUAUGAAUGUAUUUAGUGAAUCAAGACAGUGAAUCAUGUGCGGAUGAAAAUGCACACAUGUGUUCAAAAGUUCACACACACACCCACUAACACAAAACCUAUGUUGCAUUCGUGAAAUCGCGCAGAAGUAUGAAAAUGAACAAAUUAUCUAAUACUAUUCAUUCAAGUGGAUAUAGGACUCAUAUGCGAAUCAAAAGCAUAGUACAGCUAUAGUGUGUAGAAGCCGACGACAGUACAUAUAGGAAACAGGUUUAUCAUCCACAGUUACACCGUAAUUCAUCUUCCGUUCAUUAUUCAUCCAUCAUCCGCGAGAGUAGUGCGUACCCGCGCGAUUAGUUCGAAAUUCAUCAGUAAGCAAACCGCCAAUCAAUGUCAUCCUAGUUUUAGUAUCGCUUCUAGUUUCGCUAUUCCUUUAUUUGAAAAUAGCUACGUCCUCAUUAUGCCCAAAUGAAUGUUUUCGAAUGCCGACAAGAAAAUAGAAACAAUGAAAAAAUGCUCUUAUAUCAUGUACGCUUGUGUAAACUGGAAUCAAUCAGUGGAUGCAACGCCCAGUUGAGUCAAAUUAUUAGUGAGCUUAGACUUUGUGUGAGAACAAUUACGAUUCAAGAAGUCCACGCGUUAUCAAAUAAAUAUUUUUGGGCAAUAAAAAAUUGAAACGGAAGUGACCGCAAAUUGCGAACAACUCAAAUCAUCGUCACUCGUGAAGCUUAUAUUUCACGCGAGCAUUAUCUGUGUUACAAUCUCAUUAUAAAAGAAAAAAAGAAAAAUGACAAAAUUUAGCGCAAUUCCAAUUGAAGCAAAAAACGAAAUUAACCCCCGCCCCUCCCCUUUUUGGAGCUGACAGUUCACAAACACACUCACUCACAGGAGACGCGUACAUGCGCGUAAUGAUGAUAAAACAAAGGAUAAAUAAAAAUGUGAUAAUUUUGUAUAAUUUCUAUCCUUUGCACUCUCUGUGUAUGCCUAUCUCGAAUGUAUACCUUAUGAUUUUUUUAAACAUGAAGAAGUCUGUUUAAAUUAGCGAAAUAAAAUCGUUUUUGAACAUUAAA
Molecule: messenger RNA, 2977 nt
Organism: Aedes albopictus (Asian tiger mosquito)
Lineage: Eukaryota; Metazoa; Arthropoda; Insecta; Diptera; Culicidae
Product: signal peptide peptidase-like 3
Exons: 6
Coding region: 496-1719 (407 amino acids)
Biological process (GO): membrane protein proteolysis
Cellular component (GO): Golgi-associated vesicle membrane; lumenal side of endoplasmic reticulum membrane; cytoplasmic side of endoplasmic reticulum membrane
Molecular function (GO): aspartic endopeptidase activity, intramembrane cleaving
Source: RefSeq, a predicted model, not a curated record